Messenger RNA from Medicago truncatula (barrel medic), 1425 nucleotides. Its product is annotated as putative FBD-associated F-box protein At1g61330. Bases 1 to 1425 code for a protein of 474 amino acids. The transcript is spliced from 3 exons. Lineage: Eukaryota; Viridiplantae; Streptophyta; Magnoliopsida; Fabales; Fabaceae. The record is from RefSeq and is a predicted model, not a curated record.
AUGGCCAAUUUUGAAAACCAAACCCAAUUACUUGAAGAAAGAGAACCCAAAAUUGCAUCCUCUGAUAGUCUUUCAGAUGAUAUGAUUCAAAACAUUUUCACUUUCUUACCAAUCAAACAUGCAAUUUUAACUGCAACAACCGUGUCUCCUAAGUACAAAAGAUCAUGGUGUCAUAAUCGUCGAUUCUUGUUUGAUAGAGACUUAUGUUUCCGAUAUAACCAAGAAAAUUUGGCUGCAAUAGUUGAUCAAUUAUUCAAUUCGCAUGAAGGCGACGAAAUAAAAACGUUUCAGUUACAUAUCGAUCCUGUUGGGAUCGAAGUUUUGCUUAAGAGAUGGUUGCAAAUAUGCACUAAGAAAGAUCUAGAGGAUCUUGAGCUGUCUUUUUACCAACCUGGUUUCACAAUUGAAUCUACUGUUUUUAGCGCACUGCACAAGUUAAAAACAUUAAAAUUGGCUCAAUGUGUGAUCGAGUUACCAGAAGUUCCAAGUGGUUUGCAAUUUUUGCAAAAGCUAAAGCUAGCUAACAUCCACAUCACUGAAAAAAUGUCUGGUAUGUUGAUUGAGCAUUGUAAGAUGCUUGAAAUGAUUGUUUUAAUUAAUUGCUCUACAAUUAAGAAAUUGAAAUUAAUUGCUAGACAAAAUAAACAUUUCAAAGAAUUGAGAAUCGAUUAUUGUGAGGACUUGAAAGAGAUUGAAAUCGAUUCACCAACUCUUAGUUCCAUUUUUUAUCAUGGAAAAUUUCCAAUUAUUCGAAUUGCUCAAGGGAUGCAAUUGUACGAUGCUUUAUUUCGCUUUACACCAUCAAGAGAAUACAUGCAAUCUACUCAGCUAGAAGCUCUUGCCAAAGAUUUCUUACAUGUCAGCAUUCUCACCACUACACCUCAACUUAUUGAGGGUAUGGCUGUAAGGAUUCGUGAUGGGGUAUUGCGAGAAGCACAAUAUUGUUUUGUAAAUUUGAGGGAGCUUCAAUUGUUUAUGGAUGGGGCAAAAUUUUGCAAUCCAUACGAUAUAACUAUGUUUCUCAAAAAUUGUCCAUCCUUAGUGAAAUUGUUCAUUGAUCUAAAAAAUUACAAAUUUGACCUUGGAAUUUAUUGGGAAUUGCACCAUAAACUUCAACUUGACAAAUGCAAUCACAAAUUUACUCAACUCAAAGUUGCAGUGAUGAGAAGUUUUAAGUUUUUACCUUCUGAACUUGAGCUACUAAAGAUAAUUUUGCAAAGAGCAACAAUAUUGGAGAUGGUAUUUUUAAUUCUACCAGAGAAUGGAUGUUGUGAGUUCAGAACACAAGACGUACCAGAAUAUGCAAAACUUAUUAAUUCUUGGAAAGCAUCAACAAAGGCCAAAGUACAUGUAUAUGAAAGUUAUCAUGAUGAGUGUUUCGGUAAUCCAACUCAUUCAAAACGUUGGAUCUUAGACCCAUUUUAG